GCAGGUCGCGCGCAGCUGGCGCCUGAGGAACUGCGGCUGCGGUUCCGAGCGGGGUCUGGGGCUGUUACCAUUGAGUGACCAGAAAGGGUGAGGCCCCCGCGGUGGCCCGGGGGUUGGGGCCGAGGGUCGCGGGCCCUCAGAGCACUGCGGCCGCGGAGGCACAGCCUCCGCCUCCAAAUCCGGGCCUCUGGGGGCGGCAGGCCCUGCGUUCCUGGGAAGCCGGGGUUCCUAGUGGUCUUGGCUAGGGGCGGGGGUGGGGAAUCAGCCCCGUCGCUGGGCCUCGGACAGGGCGACCUCGCCCACAGUGAGCGCCGCCGGCGGCCCGCAUCCCCCUCUCCGACGUCGAGGUCAUCUCCCAAACCUUUGAAUCUGGGAAGCCUUCUCCGGCUGCCGUCUCCCCGGGUACCCCCUUCCCCCAGCUCACUGUAAACAUCUUUUAUUUAAUGACCUCUGAGACACCCCCUACCCUUAUCCUGGGUCCCUCGGGGCAGAGGCCAGUGAAUCGUAAACGUCCGGAGCCCUGGAAUGCGGCCCAAGCGAAAAGGCCACCGCGGUGUUGGGGGGGGGCGGUCCGCGAGUCCAGGACCGAGGGGUGGCGACUGGCGCUGGGGAACUCGGAGCCCAUCCUGCUGGCACUGCGGCCUCUCUCGCCGCAGCGUCUGGCUCCGCCCAAGCCCGAGCCCCGGGUGGGAUUGGAAGCCGGGCCCCAGCCUUUCCCAGAAUUCAGGCUUGCAGAGCGUCUGCAGGUGUCUGCCUGCCACCUGCAGCGGGACAGUUCCAAACACCUGUUGAAAGUGCAGAUUCCCCUAUCUAGUGCGGGGUGCGGGAGGCGGGAACCCGGAGCCCGGGUACGCAGAAUAUGGGUUUUUACGGAGUGUUUUAGAGGAUGUUGUGCAUACUAGAUUUUGGAGUCAGGAAAUAAAGAAGAGUGCAAGUGUCUGGUUUGUGCCCCUAGCUCUCGGUGCAAAGCGUUCCUGCAGAAUUGCUUCCACGUAAAGGGACCUUCGGGAAAUUUCGCUGGAUACCGGCUGGCAUUGACAAACCCAGCGUCCCUGAGCCUUGUGAGGUUUCCAGGCAGGCUGAUUGCGAGGCAACAUGUCUGCUUCGGUGAAAGAAAGCCUUCAGCUUCAGCUACUGGAGAUGGAAAUGCUGUUUUCUAUGUUUCCUAACCAAGGAGAAGUAAAACUUGAAGAUGUAAAUGCCCUGACGAAUAUAAAGAGGUAUUUGGAAGGCACAAGGGAGGCGCUGCCACCAAAAAUCGAAUUUGUAAUUACACUCCAGAUUGAAGAGCCCAAGGUAGGUACCCUGAUUUAAGUGUUUGCCAGGUGCCCAGUUUUUAAUUGAAACAUCUAGAACAUGAGCUUUCUGUCAAGGAAAGAUAGAAAUAUUCCAGGUGCAUAUUUCCUUGUUUGAAAGAUACGGAAUGCUCUAUAAAUUGUCUUCAGUAAAUAUCUUUAAUUUUAUGUAAACAUAUACACCUUUUUAACAAAUAUACCUGGAGUUUUUAUUGACGCUAUCUUGCAGUCUUAUGCCAUUAUUAUUUUGUUCACCCAUCCAGUUGGACUACCUUUCACAUGUAUCAUGAUUUUCAUAAAUCUAAAUAUCUCCUGUAACAUAACUGUCUUUUAAGGAGUGAAUGAGUGGAUUUUUUGAUGGCACCAUAACACAGAAAGCAAAUAUGGAUGGAAAAAUCUAAAGACUAAAAAUGAAUUUACCUCCAUCUUCUGAUCCAUUUAUCUCCAGCAACAUUAGCAUAGCAUAGGUAAUACGUGGACUGGGCAUUUGAGAACCACUGUUGUAGCUAUUUCCUACUCAUCCUUCAGUUGUUAUUCCCUCAGAGGAGACUUUCUGGUUCUCCAGACUGGAUUCUGUCCCGCUGGUUACACACUUCAAUGGAACCCUCCACUUUUCCAUGGUGAAAAUUGAUUUGCAAGUGACCAUGCCUCACAGCUACCCCUAUGUAGCAUUGCAGCUGUUUGGACGGUCAUCUGAACUUGACAGACAUCAGCAGCUACUUCUCAACAAAGGUCUCACUUCUUACAUAGGGACUUUUGAUCCAGGUGAGCUCUGUGUAUGUGCAGCAAUCCAGUGGCUACAGGACAACAGUGCAUCUUAUUUCCUGAACAGAAAGCUUGUAUAUGAACCAUCUACACAAGCAAAGCCAGUCAAGAACACAUUCCUCCGAAUGUGGAUCUACAGUCACCAUAUAUAUCAGCAGGACCUAAGGAAAAAGAUUUUGGAUGUUGGGAAAAGGUUAGAUGUGACUGGAUUUUGCAUGACAGGAAAGCCUGGUAUAAUCUGUGUGGAGGGUUUCAAAGAGCACUGUGAGGAGUUCUGGCACACAAUUAGGUACCCCAAUUGGAAGCACAUUUCCUGUAAGCAUGCUGAAAGCGUGGAGACAGAAGGAAAUGGUGAGGACCUGCGCCUUUUCCAUUCUUUUGAAGAGUUACUCCUUGAGGCUCAUGGUGACUAUGGAUUAAGGAAUGACUAUCACAUGAAUCUGGGCCAAUUCUUAGAAUUUCUCAAGAAGCACAAAAGUGAGCAUGUUUUUCAGAUACUAUUUGGUAUUGAAAGCAAAAGUUCAGACUCAUAAAAAGCGAUUAAGAGGCCUAUGCCUGUAAUUUCACUAAGUCAGUAUUUCUGUUAAUAAGACCAAAUUAAAAAGGCUAGUGGCUGUGUAGCAUCCUCAGUGCAAAACCCAGCUCCAGAAUUUUCACCUGGUAACGAAUUUCAACUGACAGUGAAAUGAAUAGGCCUUUAAACUUUAUAACAUUGCAAUUGUGAUGUUAUCUCUAGGUUUUUGUGUGAAGUCAUUCAAAAACUAUUUCAUUGUAAAUUAAUAAAAACAAUCCAUUUAACUUGUGAAGCUGAUUUGAUUGAAGAGGAAUCCAAAGCCCAUAACUAACAUCAAAAAUCAAACUGCAAUUAUGAAUUGAGAAAUAUGAAUAGCAUUUGUUUCACAUUGCUAGCACACAUGUGACACACCCACUUGUCUUUCAUUAUUGGAAAUCUAAAUCAAGUUUAAAAUGAGAACAGGAAGGACAUGUUUACUUCCUUUUUUGAGACGGUGCGAUCUCGGCUCACUGCAUCCUCAGCUUCCCAGGUUCAAGCGAUUCUCCUGCCUCAGCCUCCCAAGUAGCUGGGACUACAGGCGUGCGCCACCACGCCCAGCUAAUUGUUAUAUUUUUAGUAGAGACAGGGUUUCAUCAUGUUGGCUAGGAUGGUCUCAAUCUCUUAACCUCGUGAUCUGCCUGCCUCGGCCUUCCAAAGUGCUGGGAUUACAGGUGUGAGCCACCGCGCCCAGCCCGUUUACUUCAUUUCUUACUUUAAACUCCUAUUUCGAGUGUUUUAGUAAAACUAGAUCCUAAUAGCAGUGGCAAAGGACUCAUAGACAUGAAGUCCCACGAGUUAAAAGAUGACACACAAUGCUAUGUGUUCUGGCUGUUUAUAUCAGUUCAUGAUACUAGCAAUCCUGAUACCAGUAUUAGUUUAAUUCUUAUCCAGAAAAGAUAAACACAUGGUUCCUUGUCUACAAAGUAUUCGCCUGUUUCAAUCCAACCUUUGCCUGUGUGCCAGUAUGCAUUACUAUAAAGGGCAAGAGACUGUUGAGGGGACCAGUGUGGAUAUCUGCAUCAUUACCUUAUUGGGAAAAAAAAAAUCUAAUUCUACAGUCCGAUGAUGUUACUGCCAUCUCCUCUGAAAAUUCCAAGCUCCACAGGCUUCACCAGGCUUUUCAAAAUGAGAGUUUAUUUUAAUGAUUAAAAACCGCUAUUUAAGUAGCUCUUGCCAAGCCUUUUCAUUACCAGGUCUCCAUCCCUCCCCAAGUAUUUCUGCGAGUCUCAUGUGCUAAGAGAUGUCUUGAGCAGCCUCUGCAGCUUUCCGUGUUUCUGUGGUCAGCUACUGCUGCCCUUUCCCGGGAGGCAUUCCAUUCUCCUACUGGGUCCUCUCAAGAUGCCAAAGCUUGGUGCUGGGAUUUAGGAACACAUCCUGUUAGAUGUCAGACAGUGCUGCUUGUGCUGGGGAGCCUACAGAACUUCUGAUGAAACUACCAUCUGGUUUUACCCUCUGUGCCGUGGAUGCAGACGUGUCCUUGGGCUACAGAGAGGACAUGAUGGAGCAGGAGGCCCUAUCCCAAGGAGGUGUUAGAACUGGGUCCACUUUGUACUGCCUCUUUCUUCUUAGGUCACAAUGAGUGUCCUCUCAGGGCACAACUCAGAUCUUCAACCCAUGGCUCGCUGUAGGCCUGCCCCGCCAGGUCCUCCAGCUUGCCAUUCAUGUUUCCAUCCUAGCCUUGGUUGUGCUGGAACUCAGGCUGGAGCCUGACACUUUGCCUAUAUGCAAAGGGAAGAAAUAGGACUUACAUUGCCAAGGAAUCACUUCUUAAUGUUUGCCAGCACUAAAAACAACAAAGUAUAGGAAUCUUUUUCCCCCACAGUCUCCACAAAGCUAUCAAUAAGUAUAAUUCGCAUUUACAAGUUUUAGGCCUUCAACAGAUGUAACUCCAUCCAAAUGAAUCAAUAUGUGCCAUCAACCUACCUUAUAGAGGUGUUUUUCCUGAUUACAUGAGCAAAAGUAGCUACAGAAAGAUGGGUGUAAAGAAAAGGCAAUAAAUUCUAGGUUAUGAACUCUACUGCUUCUGGAGCUAUUUCUGAGAUUUUUCAGAACCUACUUUUUUAUAAAUAAGUCUAAUUUGAGCAUUCUGCAAUACUUUUUUUCCUAUCAGGAAAACUAAUGCAGAUAGUAUUAUGGGGACGUGUAGGUUUUAUAGAAAAAAAAAGUACAUGUAUAAUUCAAAACUCAACUUUGUAUGUAUAGGAGUCUGCUGGUUGUUUGCACAGCCUGAUAUGAGCACAUAAUAAAAGUCCGUCAUUCCCCAACCCCCUCCCCCUACACACACAGCUUAUUUUGGGAAACUGCCCCUUCCCUGUGUGAUUUGGGAAGAGAAAGUGAUAGGAAUCAAGUUGUCCUCUGGCAGCCUCCUGGAGAGAUGGCUGUGAGCUCUUGCUGCUUAAACCUCUAGUGCCACCCUCAUUUCUGACCUACUGAAUGCUCAGCUGUUUGGCAUUUCCUUUGAAUGACCCAGCAUCUUCCCUUUUGUUGUCGGAAAUCAGAAUCAGUCUCUAUUGCUUGUAACUUAAGAAUCUGGAUAUUCUGUUUAUUAUAUUCUUAAAUGGUUAUUUGGAAAAUGUGCUCAUUUAUAAAAGUUACAGUGUCUUUUUAAAGUUUGCUGAAGUAAAUGAAGCAUAUCGUCAAGUA
This is a messenger RNA of Homo sapiens (human), 5256 nucleotides long. RefSeq names its product RWD domain containing 2A (gene RWDD2A). The record is from RefSeq and is a predicted model, not a curated record. The coding region runs from base 1913 to 2593 and encodes 226 amino acids. The transcript has 2 exons. NCBI's taxonomy places the organism in Eukaryota, Metazoa, Chordata, Mammalia, Primates, Hominidae.